UAUAAGCUGCAGUUUCAUAUAAAAGACACGGCGUUGAAUAUUACAAUGUCUGUUUUAUGACUACAGUCUCUGAAAACAUUAUUUCAGUUUACUCGAGGAUCAAUCGAAGUGUUUUAGAAUGGCUACGCCUACGCUAACGUGGUCAGAGAGAAUGCUUCUGCUCCUUCGCCGAAUGAAUAACUUCUAUUUGCCGGGUUCCAGUCUUGAGAGUUGUCUACGGUUCGAAGUUGCCGGGGAACAAGUUGGCUGGGUGCCCUUUAGAGUAGCGUCCAUCUUGAGCUACUUUCCUCAUGUUUUCAGUCAACCAUACGGGAGCACUAUUGCAAUGUCUUCCGCACUUGACACCUAUCACAAGAGGUCAGAGGCUAUGGACUUAGUUCUGCAGGAGCUGAGGAGGGAUGAGUCACUUACGUGUCUGAGAGGCUGGAGAGAUGAGAAAUACUCAGUAAUGCCCAGAUUUUGUGACACCCCAUUAAUGCACAUGGAAAGAGCUGCAACAAGCCUGUUUGGGGUUAAACGUUACGGGGUCCAUGUCAAUGGUUAUAGCUGGGAUGAAAAUGGUAUACUGUAUAUGUGGUUGGCACGCCGGUCCCUUACAAAGCAGACCUACCCAGGAAGACUCGACAAUCUGGCUGCAGGAGGUCUAGCAGCAGGUUGCAGUGUGAAACACACGCUGGUGAAAGAAUGUGAAGAGGAGGCGUGUAUCCCUCCAUCUUUAGCAGAGAAAGCCCAGCCUGUUGGUACAGUGAGCUAUACUUAUGAGGAUGACGAAGGCAUCUUUCCUGAGUGCCAGUUUGUAUUUGACUUGGAGCUGCCCCUCCACUUUAAACCCCAUAUCGGGGACGGAGAAGUGCAAGAAUUUUACUUCUAUCCUAUCGAUAAGGUAAAAGAUCUUCUGGUCAGUGAUGACUUCAAGCCUAACUGUGCCAUGGUGGUCCUAGACUUCCUCAUCAGACACUCUGUCAUAGAGCCUGACUCAGAGCCCUAUUAUCACGAGUUCAUUGCUGGGUUACACAGAUCACUAUAAGUGAAGGGUGCAUAUUAUGGGGAACCUAGUGCCUGGUACAGCUACCUCUGUGACUUAAUGAUGCAUGCCAGAGUAUGACGCUCAUUCCUAUUAACGCAGUGAUAUUAGUGUUACCAUCAGUGAAAUCUUGUGAAGUUCUGUACAAUACUUUAUGAACAUAUGUGGCUUCAAUUCAGAUGAGGACAUUUUGGAUUAUACAAUGCAAUUUC
Molecule: messenger RNA, 1236 nt
Organism: Chanos chanos (milkfish)
Lineage: Eukaryota; Metazoa; Chordata; Actinopteri; Gonorynchiformes; Chanidae
Gene: tpk2
Product: thiamin pyrophosphokinase 2
Exons: 8
Coding region: 119-1027 (302 amino acids)
Molecular function (GO): 8-oxo-dGDP phosphatase activity
Source: RefSeq, a predicted model, not a curated record